Rangifer tarandus platyrhynchus (Svalbard reindeer) is the source of this 900-nucleotide messenger RNA. The record is from the annotation of a GenBank genome assembly. NCBI's taxonomy places the organism in Eukaryota, Metazoa, Chordata, Mammalia, Artiodactyla, Cervidae.
AUGGGUUGCGACGGAGGAACAAUCCCUAAGAGGCAUGAACUGGUGAAGGGGCCGAAGAAGGUUGAGAAGGUCGACAAGGAUGCUGAAUUAGUGGCCCAGUGGAACUACUGUACUCUAAGUCAGGAAAUAUUAAGACGACCAAUAGUUGCCUGUGAACUUGGCAGACUUUACAACAAAGAUGCAGUCAUUGAGUUUUUAUUGGACAAAUCUUCCGAAAAGGCUCUUGGGAAGGCAGCCUCUCACAUUAAAAGCAUUAAGAAUGUGACAGAACUGAGGCUCUCUGACAACCCCGCCUGGGAAGGCGAUAAAGGAAACACUAAGGGUGACAAGCAUGACGACCUCCAGCGGGCACGUUUCAUCUGCCCUGUCGUGGGGUUGGAAAUGAACGGCCGACACAGGUUUUGCUUCCUCCGGUGCUGUGGUUGCGUGUUUUCUGAGCGAGCCCUAAAAGAGAUCAAAGCAGAAGUUUGUCACACGUGUGGGACUGCCUUUCAGGAGGAUGAUGUCAUCGUGCUCAACGGCAGCAAGGAAGAUGUGGAAGUGCUGAAAAGCAGGAUGGAGGAGAGGCGGCUGCGAGCCAAGCUGGAGAAGAAAACAAAGAAAUCUAAGGCAGCAGAAUCUGUCUCAAAAUCAGAUGUCAGUGAAGAAACCCCAGGACCAUCAAAAAUGAAAACAGGGAAGCCCGAGGAAACCAACCUUGACACUCGAGAGAAGAAGACCAACUCGGCUCCAAAAAGUGCAGCAGCACACGGGAUCGCUUCUGGAAAAGCCGCGAAGAGGUCCAUUGCCGACAGCGAAGAGUCAGAAGCUUAUAAGUCUCUCUUCACCACCCACAGCUCCGCCAAGCGCUCCAAGGAGGAGUCGGCCCACUGGGUCACCCACACAUCCUACUGCUUCUGA